AUGUUUCGAAAUCGGCUCGUUCAAGAUGGCGGAUCGAGAGUGACUCCGAGAACACAGGGAGCCACAGCAAUGACUGUGAUUGCCAUGCUUCUCCUGUUUGCAAUGCUAAUAAUGGAGAUUGUGGUCUUUUUCACUUGUCGUGAGAACUACAAGAAGAUCCUCAUCGUUCUCAUUACGUUCGGAUUAAUUUCAUUGGCCCUAUUCAUCGUUGGUGCCAUUUUGAACUACACAGCAACUCCACAUUUUGGCGCUUGGUUGAUCGCUGCCUGCUGUCUGAGUUUCAUAUCUGCAAUCAUCACUGUGAUUGAUCAUUAUACUGAACAUAUUGUGUAA
Molecule: messenger RNA, 333 nt
Organism: Echinostoma caproni
Lineage: Eukaryota; Metazoa; Platyhelminthes; Trematoda; Plagiorchiida; Echinostomatidae
Source: the annotation of a GenBank genome assembly